This is a messenger RNA of Emys orbicularis (European pond turtle), 399 nucleotides long. RefSeq names its product myelin P2 protein-like. The transcript is spliced from 4 exons. The record is from RefSeq and is a predicted model, not a curated record. Gene Ontology annotation, molecular function: fatty acid binding. Bases 1 to 399 code for a protein of 132 amino acids. Lineage: Eukaryota; Metazoa; Chordata; Testudines; Emydidae. Gene Ontology annotation, cellular component: nucleus; cytosol. Gene Ontology annotation, biological process: fatty acid transport.
AUGUGUGAUCAGUUCUUAGGAACCUGGAAACUUGUCUCCAGUGAAAAAUUUGAAGAUUAUAUGAAAGAAUUAGGAGUGGGCUUUGCCAUGAGGAAACUGGGCAGCCUGGCAAAGCCUACUGUCCUCAUCAGUGCUGAUGAGGAUAUGCUAACAAUCAAAACAGAGAGCCCUGUUAAAAAUACAGAGAUCUCCUUCAAGCUGGGCCAAGAAUUUGAGGAAACCACAACAGAUAACAGGAAAACUAAAAGUGUUGUAACCUUGGACAAUGGCUCAAUGAUUCAUGUGCAGAAAUGGGAUGACAAAGAGACCACAAUAAAGAGAGAGGUGGUGGAUGGGAAGAUGGUCGUGGAAUGUACCAUGAAGUAUGCCAUCUGCACUAGAGUCUACGAGAAAGCAUGA